Epithele typhae is the source of this 1749-nucleotide messenger RNA. RefSeq names its product cytochrome P450. Gene Ontology annotation, molecular function: monooxygenase activity; heme binding; iron ion binding. Bases 1 to 1749 code for a protein of 582 amino acids. NCBI's taxonomy places the organism in Eukaryota, Fungi, Basidiomycota, Agaricomycetes, Polyporales, Epitheliaceae. The record is from RefSeq and is a predicted model, not a curated record. The transcript has 14 exons.
AUGCCAGAAGCACUCGGUGUAUUCCUUCAAAGCUCGGUGAUAUGCGCGAUAACAUGGACGUUGUGGAGGUCUUUCAGGGGCAUGUUUGUCAAGCAUCCUCUUGAUAACCUCCCGGGGCCGUCGUCAUCAUCAUGGCUACAGGGGAACCUUCCUCAAAUGUUCGACAAGCAGGGGAUGCCUUUCUACCAAGACCUCAUUCAGAACUACGGCAGUGUUGUGCGGCUACAAGGCGCAUACGGACGUAAGAUCCUCUACGUAUUCGAUCCCAGGGCGAUGCAUAGCAUCACGGUUAAAGAUCAAUACUCGUACGAACAACCUGACUGGUUUAUCAAGAGCAAUCUUCUGACCCUCGGUCCAGGCCUCUUAUCCACGCUUGGCGAUCACCAUCGAAAGCAGCGCCGUCUGCUGAACCCGAUAUUUUCCAUAAACCACAUGCGCCACAUGAUUCCCAUGUUUUACGACGUCGGCCACAAGCUUCGGGCUGCCAUCGACAAGCGCGUGGAGCAUGCGCCCGCGGAGAUAGACAUGCUGAACUGGAUGGGACGAACCGCACUUGAGCUCAUCGGGAAAGCUGGGCUGGGGUACUCGUUUGACCCUCUUGAGGAAGACGUCACUCCAGAUGUGUUUGCGGUGGCCAUCAAGGCAUAUGUCCCAGCGCUCUACGCACUCUCUGUAUUCCGAUGGGCGAUGCCCUACGUCUCGCACCUCGGCACGCCCGCCUUCCGCAGAAGGCUGAUGGAGUGGAUCCCCUUCAAGCGCUUGCACAGGCUCAAGAACGUGGUUGAUACCAUGCACCGCCGUGCCGAGGAAAUCUACCAGGAGAAGAAAGCGCAACUCGACAAGGGGGACCAGGCGCUACUUCUGCAGGUUGGCGAAGGCAGAGAUCUGAUGAGCAUACUACUGAAGGAAAACACGCUGGCAUCGGCAGAGGACAGGUUGUCCGACGAAGAGCUUAUUGGGCAGAUGGUCACGAUGUCCUUCGCGGCCAUGGACACGACCUCGAACAUGCUCUCGCAGAUUCUGCAUAUUCUUGCACACCGACCGGAAGUCCAGGACCGACUACGUCACGAAAUUCUCGAAGCGACCUUCGGUGAUAAGGACCUCUCGUACGAUGAAAUCUCUUCACUCCCUCUGCUUGACGCAGUAUGCCGCGAAACUCUCCGAAUGCAUCCGCCCGCGACGUUCAUUUUCCGAGAAGCUCAGCGAGACAUGAUCCUCCCACUCGCAGAGCCUAUACGCGGUCUCGACGGGUCGAUAAUGACCGAGAUCCCAGUCCCCAAGGGCACCGUCGUACACGUCGGCAUACUCGGUUCCAACCUGAACAAGCGGACGUGGGGAGAAGACGCGUGGGAGUGGAAGCCGGAGCGGUGGCUCUCGCCACUGCCUGAGGCUCUCUCCGAAGCGCAUAUCCCGGGUAUUUACUCAAACCUAAUGACGUUCAUCGGAGGAGGAAGAGCAUGCAUCGGCUUCAAGUUCUCCCAGCUUGAAAUGAAAGUCAUCCUCGCGCUACUGCUGUCGCACUUCGUCUUCGAGCUUUCGGACAAGCCCAUCGUCUGGAACAUAUCCGGCAUCCGCUUUCCCACCGUCGGCGUCCACGGCGUGAAACCUGAACUCCCACUCAAAGUCUCCCGUUACGCCCCGCCCGCGAAACCGACUUCGACCUCGACUUCGACCGCCGCCGCCUCGUUUGCGACUGCACCCGCGCCGCCCGCGGUCGCUCCGGCCUCCCCGCUCGCACACGCGUGGUAG